Molecule: messenger RNA, 642 nt
Organism: Coniosporium apollinis CBS 100218
Lineage: Eukaryota; Fungi; Ascomycota; Dothideomycetes
Exons: 1
Coding region: 1-642 (213 amino acids)
Source: RefSeq, a predicted model, not a curated record
AUGGCGGCACAAAUCGGAAACCGCUUCCUUCGCCUUCCCAUCGAGCUUCAAGAGCUCAUCUGCGGGUUUGCUCUAUGCCUUCCGCCCGUCGUGCCGACCAAUGGGCCGCGCGACGUCGUGUACGCAUAUCCUCCUAUGGCUGAAGGCGCAAGCUUAUCAACAAACCAUGUCUUGCGUGAAGAGCCGGCUGUCCUGCGAGCGUUCCCUCACCUCCGCGCCAACUUGCUCUCAUCUUACUACGGCCAGCAUCAGUUCCUCUUCUUCGUCCGCUCCAGCAGGCAAGGAUUCGUGAACUGGCUCCGCAACAUCGGCAGAGAUGGCUCUGCCGCUCUCCGCCAUACCGUCUUCCGUAGCUUUAUGCGGAUCAACCACAAUUUCGCUUGGCCCUCCAGGAGAGUGUUGUUCAAGCUCAUCAUCAACCUCUGUCCAACGGAACGAAACGGCCCUCGUUACGUUGUCGAAGCGUCGGUGUUCGAACGACUCUACUCUCCACAUGAACUGAGCAGCAUCAACGCGAAGCUCGAGACUACCCGCCGCGCCAUCGAAACGUACGUUGCGGCAAUCAUGGCUAUCGAGACGGGCCUGACCGAAGGGAACUAUGUCGCUAUUUGGGACAUUGUGCAUGCCUUAUCGAGCAUGUGA